AUGGCCGCUGCCUCCACCUCCGCGUCUGACGAACAGCUAUCUGCCCAAGACUCAGCUGAUCCCAAGGACCUCCUGGAUGUAUCCCUCCUGAGAGAACUCGCUCGCAGCUCUCUGGUACACGCGUUGAUCUCGGUCAAUGGUGCAAAGACACUAGUUUUGGACCCAACCCUCGCUGGCCCACUAAGUUUAGUCACAGAUGUAACCUUGCUUCAGCAACAUGGGGUCGACAAGAUGUUUUGGCUGGAAUCAGGUCCACUGACGGCCGUUUCGACAAACAUCGUGUACCUAUGUAGGCCUAUGAUUAAAUGGGUGAAAAUUAUCGCUGACCAAAUCAAGCGCCAUGCAAGAGAAUCCAAGAAACAUACAUAUACCUUACUCCUCGUCCCGCGAAAAUCCAUUCUUGUUACACGCGUUCUGGAAGAGGAAGGUGUUUUGGGAGACGUGACAAUAUCGUCGUACAACCUCCAAUUCAUUCCAAUAGCGGAUGAUGUUAUCUCUUUGGAGAAUGAAAAUGUGUUCAAGGAGAUCUGGGUUGAUGGUGAUGAGACGUCUGUAUACGAUUCUUCACAGGCUCUGCACACGCUCCAGAAAUUGUUUGGUCUCUUUCCCCGUAUCGUUGGGAAAGGUGAUAGUGCUGAACGCCUGGCAACGUUGCUGAACCGACAAGCAUCCCAGUCAACUAACACUGGACCAGACGACGCACUCGCUAUUUCAGAUAAAUUUGAUUCAUUGAUUGUCCUUGACCGACGUGUCGACAUGAUAUCACCUCUUUUGACCCAACUUACCUAUGAAGGCCUCAUCGAUGAGGUUAUCGGUAUCAAGAACUCUCAUAUUGAAGUCCCUGUCUCUCUCCUUAACGCCCCAUCCAAUCCCAAUGCGCCUCCCACAUCUCCGUCGACCUCCACUACUCCUGGUCCCUCGCUCGCAAAGGAAAAGAAGAGGAAGUAUCACCUUACAUCGUCUACAGACCCGAUCUUCUCAGAACUCCGGGAUCUUAAUUUUGCUUCCGUUGGCAAGCGAUUGAAUACAGUCGCUCGUAGGCUCGAUGAAGAUUAUAAAGCUCGGCACAAAGCUCAAUCUGUUGCUCAGCUGCGCGACUUUGUAGGCAAGCUUGGCGGCCUGCAAAACGAACAUCAAUCCCUCAGGCUUCAUACCGGUUUGUCCGAGAUCAUCAUGCCGCACACCCGAUCGGAGGUGUUCAAUAAGUCCCUCGAGAUUCAACAAAAUCUCUUGGCCUCGUAUGAUAUUCCAGGACAGAUCACCGCGAUCGAAGAACUACUUGCUCAAGGGGCAGAGUUACAGAUCGUGAUUCGAUUGUUAUGUCUAGCUUCCGUCACCGCCGGCGGGAUCAGAAACAAGACGCUAGAAAACAUCAAGCGUGAAGUCAUGCAGACUUACGGAUACAACCAUCUUCCCCUCCUGCUGUCUCUCGCGUCGCCACCAUUGGCAAUAUUGCUCCCUAAUCCUCUGCCCCCGUCCGCGCCCGCAGCUGUGGCAAAUUCCAAAUAUCCUUUUACAUCCCUGCGGAAAUCACUUCGUCUUCUGAUUGAGGGCACUGAUAGCCUAGAUGAGCUGGAAAACGAUAUCAGCUUCGUGUACUCCGGUUGGGCACCUAUCAGUGUGCGCUUGGUGCAAUGUGUGGCACAGAAGGGCGGCGUUCUGAGUAAUCCUGCCAACAAGCCGAAGGGAGCCGACGGCGAUGAAGAUGGAAAGAAAGGCAAGGCAAACUUCAUCGGGAAGGUGCAGGCACACCCGAUCAUGGGUUGGAAGGGGUUCGAGGAUGUUGUCGCCAGCAUUCCUGGGAAGACAUUUGACAUCACCCAGAAAGGUUCAGGAAGCGCGGAUGUCGCACCUUCUGCCGUCACCGCCCUCCCGAGUCUAGAGCAAUCGACAACCACCGUCGUCUUUUUCCUUGGUGGGUGCACAUAUACUGAGAUUGCCGCGUUACGUUGGGCUAGUCGGCAAAAUAAGGGCCGCAAAUUUUUGAUAGCGACGACUGGGAUUGUGAGCGGGGCGAGUAUGAUCGAGGGGAUCGCAGGCGUCGGGCGCGCCGUGGCGACGUCGAAGGAUGCAGGGCUCUGA
Heterobasidion irregulare TC 32-1 is the source of this 2082-nucleotide messenger RNA. RefSeq lists its product as uncharacterized. NCBI's taxonomy places the organism in Eukaryota, Fungi, Basidiomycota, Agaricomycetes, Russulales, Bondarzewiaceae. The record is from RefSeq and is a predicted model, not a curated record. Gene Ontology annotation, biological process: vesicle-mediated transport; intracellular protein transport. Bases 1 to 2082 code for a protein of 693 amino acids. The transcript is spliced from 13 exons. Gene Ontology annotation, cellular component: fungal-type vacuole; CORVET complex.